AUGAAUAUAAAAGAGUCACCUCUCAUUACGUUCGUUAAAAGACAUUCGGAGACACAUUUUGCCAAUAUCAAGUACGGAUAUUAUGUGUUGAUAAUAUCAUUAGCUUAUCUCGUUGCGUUAGCUCUUUUGAGAGCUUUCGGAACGAGAACCCCAUCUAGAUCAGCGUCAGCUAUCAAAAAUAAGAUGGUUUAUCGGUUGUAUUAUAUGGAUCCUGCAAUUCAUUUGGGUAUAUUGUUUUUUGCACUUCUAGUUCCAUUUUACUACCAUUACUCUUUAACCACCCAAUCUACGGUCUAUUUGAAAAGAUUAGGGAGAUUGAGUUAUGCCUUAAUCCCAUUGAACCUAUUCCUCACCUUGAGGCCUAAUUGGAUCCUCAGGAAAAACUGCACCUACACUGACUUUAUACCGUUCCAUAAAUGGUUUUCACGUGUUAUCACCGUAAUUGGUUUGCUUCAUGGGAUUUUUUUUAUCAUUAAAUGGGCGAUUGACGAUAGUGUUUCCCUAAAGCAGAAAUUGAUUUUAAAGACUUUCAAUUUUGUUGGGUUUAUAGUAUCAAUUUUGGUGGUUUGUCUGCUCAUUUGCUCGAUUGGACCAAUGAGAAGGUACAACUAUCGUCUCUUUUACAUUGUGCAUAACCUAGUUAACCUUGCGUUCAUCUUACUCAUCCCAAUACACUCGAGGCCGGGUGUUAAAUUCCCAUUUCUUUUACUCAACUGUAUCCUAUUAUUUGUUCACAUGAUCAAUAGAGUAAUAUUUGCGAAACCCUUGACAGUUUUGAGUAAGAAUGCGAAUUAUUCAAAAACAAACUUAGUUCAUGUGAGAUUGCCUAGGGCAGUUCUUCCAGAUUUUUUUGAACCUGGAUCACAUAUUAGAAUAAGCCCUUACGGAAAAAUUAAUCCACUUUACUGGUUGCUACCAUCACAUCCAUACACAAUUGCGUCUUUGGCAGAGGACGAUACAAUUGAUCUUAUCAUAAAGGAAACCUCGACAGCGGAGCCAGGUGGCCAGAUAGAAUCUCUUCGUAGCAAUCCGAAAUCCUUUCAUUUAGAUCAAGAAAGAACCUACACUUUAAUUAGUAGUUAUCCUCCCUCUGUACCCGAAGAAUGUUUCUCUCAAGGUACGAAUAUAGCCAUUGUAUGCGGUGGGUCUGGUAUAUCCUUUGCCCUACCGCUAUUUAGGUAUUUUUUUAACAAGGAGAAUAUAAAAUACUUGAAAAUGAUCUGGUUGAUAAAGGAUUACUCUGAAUAUGAAAUUGUUUUGGAUUACCUAAGAACAAAUGGUUUGACUUUCGAAAAGAAGCUCUCAAAUAACAAGAAGUUUUCAGUGUUUAUUAGUGGGGAGUACUCGGCGGAAACGCGAUUGGACGAAACUACGAAUAAUAUCGAUGAUGAAAACUCCGAGUACGAAAUGGGUUCUUUCAACAAUGAAGACGAAGACCUUUCGAUUUCUAAUUUCAAUUCAGAAAAUGCGUACAGCAAUGAUAAUACGCCAGAGACAAGUCACAGCCCCACAGAUGAUAAUGGGAGCUUGAUCGAAGUAAAAUCUAAACACAGUUUUACUCUUUUCAACGAAUUGAAGAGCUUCCAUGAUGAAAGCACACAAGUGAACGAAAAUGAAACAUGGCUGUUUUCAUGUGGCCCUUCAUCGUUAUUACAAUUGACCAAGAAAUAUUGUAACGAUGAAAAAAUCAACUUUGUCUGUGAGACUUACGGAUUAUGA
Molecule: messenger RNA, 1719 nt
Organism: Saccharomyces paradoxus
Lineage: Eukaryota; Fungi; Ascomycota; Saccharomycetes; Saccharomycetales; Saccharomycetaceae
Gene: AIM14
Product: putative metalloreductase
Exons: 1
Coding region: 1-1719 (572 amino acids)
Cellular component (GO): plasma membrane
Molecular function (GO): oxidoreductase activity
Source: RefSeq, a predicted model, not a curated record